Priapulus caudatus is the source of this 1464-nucleotide messenger RNA. Its product is annotated as PDZ domain-containing protein 4-like. Bases 1 to 831 code for a protein of 276 amino acids. Lineage: Eukaryota; Metazoa; Priapulida; Priapulimorpha; Priapulimorphida; Priapulidae. The record is from RefSeq and is a predicted model, not a curated record. The transcript has 2 exons.
AUGGCGUGCUGCGCGUGCGAGUGCGGCAGUCGUCCCGCAUCUCAGAACAGCAUCGACCGCGAACUCGAAGAUCUCCACCGCGAGAUACAGAACCUGACGGUGCUGCCGCGACCGCCGCUGCCAUCGUCAUCGUCGUCGUCGUCGCUGCGCAAACCGCGCCGACACUCCGACACCUCCGUGUGGCGCCAGGGGGCGCCGCCGUCCGCGCAGCCACGCUCGCGCUCGUUCCCAGACGCGGCGACGACGCGCCUCCAGGUGGCGCUAGCGGUCGACUCUAGCAGCGCCUACAACACGGGCGACAGCGAACACAACAACAGCAGCCGCAACUCUCCGCUCGGCGACGCGCACCUCUCGCUUCUCCGCCUCUCCGCGCCCGCCGACGCGUCGCCGACGCCGACGCCCUCUGGCGGCUGGCGCGUGAAACGUCGCUCGGACGGUUCGCGCUACGUGACGCGCAAACCCGGACGCAGCCUCGUUCUGAAGCAGCGCGAGUGGCGCCUCCUGGAGGAGCGAUGCGGCGCGACGACCGACGACGACGCGCUCAGCGAGAUGAAGGCCGGCCGCCAUUGGUCGAGAGAGGAGCGCAAGCGCCACCUGGUGCGCGCGCGGGAGCGGCGGCGGCGGCGCGAGGACGCCGCGUCGCGACCUCUCCGGGAACAGGAAGCCGCGGACAAUGUUCCGGGAAUCCUGGAGCUGAGUCGCCGGAAGCAGUCGUUCAAGGACGGCAAGAACUUCGACGAUUUCGUCACCGUGCAGGAAAUGAUGGUGCACGGGAGCAGGGGCGCGCACCGCUACCCCUACCGCCAUCUGUUGUCCGUCACCACAGUCUAAUUUACAGUCUAACUCUAAUUACAGUCUAUGUAUAUACUAUAUGCACGCACGCACGCACACAUACACAUACACACACGCACACAUACGCAUACGCAUACACACGCACACGCGCGCACGCACACACGCACGCAUGCACGCACGCACGCACGCACGUACACACGCGCCACGUGAGUAAGUGACACAUCACGUAAGUGAGUACAUACAUAUACAUAUUAUGUAUGUAUGUAUUAUAUAUAUAUAGAUAUGAGAUAUCGUGCUCUAGUGAACAUGAUGAAGAAGCACGAUGCAGGAGCAUGAUGCGGUAACAUGAUGCGGUAACAUGAUACCUGACCACGAUACGGAAGCAUGAAGGGCGCAACACAACACGUAUGCAUAAAAUGAACUCGCGUUUUGUUGCGGAUUGCACACGCUAGGUGGCAGCAGUUUCCAGUCACGGAGGACCUCAUGCAUUGUCAGCGAGAAGCAGACGAGAUUUUGCUGUGGAUAACUUCGCGUUUCUGCGCGGAAUGUUGCGUAUAUAGUGGUCCGGGAAUUAUAUGCUACCGUAACGAAAAAUUGUAUAGCGAAUAAACUAAUUUAACUUUGUAAAUGUUAUGAAUAUGACUAAGAUUUGUACAAUAAAAAACCUGCGAU